UCCGUAAAAGAGAAGGGAUUUGGAGAUUUGGGGGCGGAACCCUAGCUCCGGAUCUUGGAUGGUUUGCUUCCAGGCGAGGGCGGGUUGGAACCCUAACUCCGGGGUGUGCAGUCGGUGAUCUGCAGAAAGCUGUCACCUUUGCGAAAGAAGAAGUCCUCUUCGCUUCAACGGUUAAAGUUUGUGGGAUGCAUUUGGUAGCUUGACUGCUGUUGGCUGUAGUGCUACAGUGACUUCAUUCUGUGUGAUAUAUAUUCCACAGUUCGCUCACUGUGGGCUCAUUUAGUUUCUUAUGCUUGGAUGGAAGAGAGACAGAAUGUCCUAACUGUAAUUUGUUGGUGAAUGCAAUCAGAUGCUGUAAGCAAGGUGUGCUCUGUCAUGAUCUUGUGGACAAGGUAGACUAGACAAUAAGCAUUUUGACAGUGGGUUUCUUCCUAAUCGAUCCAGAGAGUGACUACGACUGAGAACUCCAUAAAAUAGGGAAAUUAGGUUCCCUAAAUGACAUCCCAGUCAAUAUAAUGUCAAUCUGAAAUACGGAAUCACUCAUUUGAGCAUGUUUUGCUACAAUGUAUCAAGCUCCAGCUAGAUGACUCAUCGGUAGACAUAACUGUGGUAACACUCCGAAGUGGAUUGUGGUAUGCGUUUCUCAUGUCUGCAGUGAUGUUGGAUGCAGUAUGCCGGUGACCGUGAGGAGAAAUGCAGCAGCGAUAUUCUGCUGCCAGCUGUGGUGGUGGAGUUAGUAACAGUGCUGUUGGUGGGGCAUCUUCAAGAGAGAAUGCUAGGGUUGAAUCAUCUUAUUCAGCAUCCAACUUUUCCUUAAAUUCAAGGCGACAGUCCCAGGUACCAUCUUACAAGCUGAAGUGUGAUAAAGAACCUCUUAACAGCCGCCUUGGGCCUCCUGACUUCUACCCCCAAACCCCCAACUGUCCUGAAGAGACACUAACUAGAGAAUAUCUACAGUCUGGAUACAAGGAGACUGUUGAAGGAAUUGAGGAAGCCCGAGAAAUUGCAUUAACUCAAGGUCUCAGUUUCUCAAAAUUCGAGCACAUCUUAAAGUUUAAAGAGGCAUUACGAAAGCGCCUGAGGGUUAUCAAUGAAUCUCGUGCUCAGAAGCGUAAGGCUGGCCAGGCUUAUGGAGUGCCUCUUUCUGGGCAACUGUUAACUAAAGCUGGUGUCUUUCCUGAGCAAAAGCCAUGUAAUGAAGAUGCACGCAGGAGAUGGAUUGAGGCUUUGUCGCAACAGAAUAAACAGUUGCGGUCCUUGGCAGAACAUGUCCCACAUGGUUACAGACGGAAAGCGCUCUUUGAAGUUCUUAUCCGCCAUAAUGUUCCAUUAAUAAGAGCAGCAUGGUUUAUCAAAGUUAACUAUCUUAACCAGGUUCGACCAGCCUCAACGAGUGUUCCAUCAGACAAAGCACAAUUUGCUCGAUCUGACUUGUUGUCUAAAGAUGUCGUUGAGUACUUGCAGCAGCUCUUGGAUGAAAUUUUUCCAAAAGAUGGUUCUAAUAUUCCUACACCUAACAAGAAUCAGUCAUCACAAAGUACUAUGGUUGUACCUUAUCUAACACCACAGAAAAAUGACUCUUCCUCGUCUACUCCUGAUGAGGAGCCUUCUCUGGACUUCAAGUGGUGGUAUAUGUGUCACCUUGUACAGUGGCAUCUUGCAGAAGGUUUACUUCUUCCCUCUCCCAUCAUAGAGAUGAUUUUCAAUCAACUUCAGGAGAAGGAAUCACUAGAGGCUUUUGAGUUGCUUUUGCCUCUUCUGGUUGACAUGAUUGAGAGUGUUGCACUCUCACAGACCUACGUACGCAUGUUUAUGGACCUCUUUGUUCAAAAAGUACAGGAUCCUUCUUCCAGUAUUUUGAGUUCGGUGGAUACUUCUCAAAAGUUAUCCCUUGUGGAUGCAAUGGUUGGGGUUGUCCGGUAUUUGAUAGUUGCUGUGCCUGAUACUUUUGUUGCCUUAGAUUGCUUUCCUCUGUCAUCCAAUGUUGUUCCUGAUUUACGCUAUAGAAACACAUUUUUGAAGUUACCUGAGUGUGUAGAUAAUGUGCAGUUUGAUACACGAGAUGCUUAUCUUCGUUACUUGUCGUGCGGGUAUGUUGUUUCCUCUAUCCAGAAACGUGCUUCCAAUCUCUCAAACAUUGUAAACCCUAGCCUUCAAGCUCAUGGUGCUGCUAAGGUUUUACUGGCCUUGGAUAGAGCUUUGAUAACAGGAAAUGUAAUGAUUGCUUAUAAUUCUCUCUUUGAAGAUUUGUCUGAUGUGGCUGUCGAAGAGCGGUGGAUUGCAGAAAUCAGUCCAUGUCUGAGGUCAUCCUUGAAGUGGAUUGGGACUAUUGGUUUGUCUCUUAUUUGCUCCAUAUUUUUUCUUUGUGAGUGGGCUACUUGUGAUUAUCGAAAUUUCCGUACUUCCUUGCCUAAUGAUCUCAAAUUGACUGGAAGGAAAGAAUUUUCACAAAUAUAUUUUGCAGUAUUGCUUUUAAAGCUUAAGAUGGAAGAUUUGCUUAGCUUAACUCAGUCUAGUGAUGGAAAUAUCUUGCUGUUUGGUACAAGUGGAAAAACUAGCUCUGAUAAUGAUACUUUGUUGGAUGGCGCAGUAGUAGAAAAUGUUUCUGUUCCUAGAAAUAAUUCAAGGAGCUUGCAUGAUAGGAAGAAUAAAAGAGAGAUCUUUCAAGGUCCUGGUCCACUACACGACAUUGUUGUGUGUUGGCUAGACCAGCAUGAGAUAGGGAAAGCGGGAAGUUUCAGGUGUGUGGAAAUUUUCCUAGUGGAAACAAUAAGGAAUGGCAUUUUCUUUCCACAUGCUUAUGUAAGGCAGCUAAUUGCUAGUGGAAUUAUGGAUAAAAAUGAGAGCUUGUUAGAUAUGGAAAGGCAAAGAAGGCAUCGAAGAAUUCUGCAGCAGCUGCCUGGAUCGUGUUUAUUUGAUGUUCUAGAAGAAGCAAGAACUACAGAAGUCCAUUUGUUAUAUGAAUUUGUCCAUGCGUACUCAAAUGAGCGUCGGCUCUUACUUCGUGGACUUCUGGGUGGUAAAUCCAAUCAGUCAAGCAGUAGAGGUGAUGUUUGUUCAGUUUUUUCUGUGCAAAAAUAUAUAGAUUCUUCAUCUCCUGGUCAUGCUAAGACAAAGGAUCAAAUUACACAGCUGAAGGUUUUAAUUUCUCGUUUUUUGCGUUUUUCUCUUCAUUUUGCCAUGCCAAUGGAAACAUGUCUUGAUGAUUCUCAAGGAAUUUCAAAAAGAACACCAGGCUCUUUAGAAAGCAAAGUUGAUUUGACAGAGGAGACACCUGGCUGUGAGGAAUGUAGAAAAGGGAAGUGGCAAAAGCUAGUUGAUGAUAGGAGCUCUGCUCCAGAAGGGUUUUCCUCGAGUCAUUCAGAUGAUGAAGAUACUUGGUGGGUGAAGAAGGGAUCUAAGUCUCAAGAAUCCUUCAAGGUUGAACUGCCACUUAAACCAGCUAAACCUGCUUCGAGAGGUAGGCAGAAGACUGUGCGGAAAACACAGUCUCUAGCUCAGUUAGCAGCUGCAAGGAUUGAGAGUAGCCAGGGGGCAUCUACCAGCCAUGUAUGUGAUAACAAGGUGAGUUGUCCCCACCACAGACCUGUUACUGAUAGCGAAGUACCUAAGGAGGCCAACCAGAUGAUAUCAGGAAACCAAAGUGAUAUUGGUAAGGCUUUGAAGCAACUAAGAUUGCUUGAGAGGAGAUCCAUCUCAAUCUGGUUGUUGAAAUCGAUUAGGCAACUUGUUGAAGGAAAUGAAAAAGCUGCUUCGAAAGUGAGCAACUGUACUGAUGUUUAUUCUGUACCACAGCCUGAUGACAGAAAUGCUGCAAGGUGGAAGCUAGGCGAAGAUGAAAUUUUAUUCAUUCUUUAUGUAUUGGAUAUUUCUGGUGACUUCAUUUCAGCAAUAAAGUUCUUGAUAUGGUUGAUACCCAAAGUACUUUGUGGACCAAGCAUUGUUGUGCAGGGUGUAAGGAAUGCCGUAUUUCCCAAAAGUAGAGAAUUCCAAGUCUGCCAGGUUGGGGAAGCAUUUCUAUUUUCUUCCCUUCAAAGGUAUGAGAAUGUGCUUCGAGCUGCAGAUCUUUUACCUGAAGCCUUGACUGCUUCAAUUCAUCGAAGUUUGGCCACGAUAACAUCAAAUGGAAGGCCCUAUGGGUCAGUUGCUUUUGCCUAUGCUCGCAACUUAUUAAAGAAAUAUAGAGAUGUGACAAAUGUGUCAAAGUGGGAAAAAUCCUUUCGAGCUACAUGUGAUCAAAGGGUGCUUGCAGAACUUGACACUGGACGGUCGGUGGAUGGUGAAUUUAUGUUUUCUCCAGGAGUCUCAGCAGGAAUUACAGAUGCUGAUGAACACAUUCGUCAGAGGAUGAACGGAAGGAUGUCUAGAAUUGGCACAAACAUGAAGGAAUUAGUGCAGCGACAUGUUGAGGAAGCUGUGCACUACUUUUAUGGAAAGGAAAGAAAACUAUUUGCAGCUCCUACUUCCAGAAUCCAUUCCCCUGAAAAAUGGGAUGACGUUUACCAAAUAGCUCAUGAUAUCGUUUGUGGCCUUGUGGAAUGUAUCAGGCAAAUUGGUGGUGCAAGUAUAGAAGGAGAUCCCAGUGUUGUGGCUUCUGCUGUGUCUGCAAUCAUUGGUAGCAUAGGACUAGCUGUUGUAAAAUUGCCUGAUUUCACAACAAGCAGUAAUUAUCAAGCCUUUCCAUCCUCAAUAAAUUCACUGAAUUGUGUAAGGCACAUCCUGCAGAUUCAUAUAGCCUCUCUCUGCUUGCUAAAAGAUGCUCUUGGUGAUCGUCUGAACCGUGUAUUUGAGAUAGCAUUGGCUGCUGAAGCUUCUUCAGCUAUUUCGACAACCUGUGCUCCUGGAAAAGCCCAUCGAAAUCAAUUCCAGUUAUCACCUGAAACUAACGAAAUAUAUCAAAACCAUUCCAAUGAGCUUCUGAACAAUUCUACAAAACUCAUCGUUGGAAAGGCUGCUAAAGCUGCAGCAGCUAUAUCUGCGCUAGUUCUUGGGGCUAUUGUUCGAGGAGUUAGCAGCCUAGACAGGAUGAUCACCGCCUUUAGAUUAAAGGAAGGCUUGGAUGUUCUGCAGUUUAUACGAAGUGCAAGAUCUAGUUCAAAUGGCAUCUCCCGUACUAUUGGCAUGAUGAAGCUUGAUUAUUGCAUUGAGGUUUAUGUGCAUUGGUUUCGGCUUCUGGUUGGGAACUGCAGGACAGUUUUUGAUGGACUAGUUGCAGAGAUGCUUGGUGAAUCAUAUAUUUUAGGUCUUUUAAGAAUGCAACAACUGCUUCCACUCAGUUUGGUUUUUCCUCCGGCAUAUUCGAUCUUUGCAAUGGUCAUUUGGAGGUCAUAUAUUCUCAAUAGCAAUAUUGCAUCCCGUGAGGACAUCCUACUAUAUCAAUGUUUUUCAACGGCCAUUGGUGAUGCUAUUAGGCACAAGCCAUUUCGAGAAGUGUUUUUUCAAAAUACCCAUGGUUUUUAUGAUCUUCUGACCAAUGAUUCUGGUGAUUCUGAGUUUGCCGCAAUGCUUGAAUUACAUAAUCCAGAUAAACAUUUGAAAACAAUGGCAUUCGUUCCACUCCGUGCAAGGCUGUUUCUGAAUGCACUUAUUGAUGGCAAAAUGCCAGCAUUUACAGUUGCACGUGAAGAUGGAUCAUGGGUUGCAGGUCCUGCUGAACCUAGAUCAUAUGCUGAAACUGAGGCAAGCCUUUUGGAUAAGCUCAUACACGUUUUGGAUACCCUGCAACCUGCAAAAUUCCAUUGGCAAUGGUUAGAGUUGAGGUUACUUCUGAAUGAGCAAGCUCUUAUUGAAAAAAUUGAAACUCACAACAUGCCCUUUGUUGAGGCAAUUCGAUCCUUAUCUCCUAGCGCUGAAAAUUUCGCACUAUCUGAAAGUGAAAAGAAAUUCACUGAAAUUAUUCUGACAAGGAUACUUGCCAGGCCUGAAGCUGCUCCUCUUUAUUCGGAAGUUGUGCACCUGCUUGGAAAAUUACUUCAAGAAUCAUUGGUUAUGGAUACAAAAUGGAUUUUAGCUGGUCCAGAUGUUCUUCUCGGACGCAAAUCUAUAAGGCAACAACUUGUAUCGGUUGCUCAGAGGAAAGGCUUCCCAACUAAAGCACGGUUUUGGAAACCGUGGGGUUGGCCAAGUUCACUAUCUGAUUUAGCCGCUAAUAGAGGUGAGAAGAGAAAAUUUGAAGCCAUUUGUGUCGAAGAAGGGGAGGUUGUGGAUGAGAGCAUUGAUGUUAGGAAAUCUUCCAAAGUGAUCCAUAGUAUGGAUGCUGAAGGUUGCAGUUCUAGUCAGCAGUAUAUAACCGAGAAAGCUCUUGCAGAACUAAUAUUGCCAUGUAUAGAUCGAAGUUCCAAUGAGUUGCGCAAUUUAUUUACCUCUGAGUUGAUCAAGCAGAUGGGAGCUAUUGAUCAACAAAUUAAUACAGUAACAUCCAAUGGUUGUAAAUCUAGUGUGAAUCCUGAACCUUCUUCAAACAAAGGAAGCAGUCGUAAAGUAAUCCGAGGUGGAAGCCCUGUCCUUGGUAGGCGACCAACUGAUUCUGCCCCUCCUUCUGCUGCCGCUUUAAAAACUUCAUUGUGCCUCCGUUUGCAAUUUCUAUUGAGAUUGCUUCCUAUUAUUUAUGAGGAUAGGAACAUGAGACAAAUGCUUGCUCCUAUUAUACUUCGAUUACUUGGCACACGUUUGAUAUAUGAGGAUGCAGACCUAUGCAUUUCACCGAUACAUGUGGAUCCUUCCAAAAGAGAGUUUGAGUCUUCUAGUGAAGUUCCCUUGUUGAAUCAUUCUAGUGAUAGUCUGUUUGAUAGACUUUUGGCCGUUCUGCAUGGUUUGCUGAGCAGCUAUAAGCCAAGUUGGCUGAAGCCCAAGCCCGUCUCUAAGUCAGCACACAAAUCUCUUCGAGAUUUUUCUCCAUUUGAUCGUGAAGUGGCAGAGAGUUUGCAGAAUGUCUUGGAUCGCAUGGAGUUGCCUGCAACAAUCCGACGCCGUAUCCAAGCCGCCAUGCCAUUGCUUGUACCUUCUCGUCCAAUUUCUGCUCCUUGCCACCUCCCGACGUUAUCCUCAGCAGCACUCACAUCGCUGCAGCCCAGCACACCAAGUCCAGGUCCUCACCAAAGAAUCAUUCCUUCUCGGGCCUCUAAUAGCUCAUCCGGCAGAAGCAAGAGUUUGGCUUCGCAGGACCUGGAUAUGGAAAUCGACCUAUGGACACUGCUGGAAGACGGCACAAGUUCUGCUCCUUCCAUGAGUAGUGGCAGCAACAUGGGUGGCACAAGUGGUGACCAUUCCAAUCUCAAGGCUUGCAGCUGGCUCAAGGGUACCGUAAGGGUGCAGAGAACAGACCUCACCUACAUUGGGGCCCUCGACGAGGAUAGCUGACCUUGUACAAUUAUUUUGACCAUGGAACAUUGGCAGCCACAGGAGCGAUCAUGUGAGUUGCAUUUUCACACAAAUGCAAUGGGCUAUAUUAUCUUUUGCUUGGGCAAGAUCUCCCAGCUCCUGACUUUUUGUUUUGGAAUUGUAUCAGAAAAGAAAUUGGCUGUCAUGCCAUUGGCAGGUCCCUCUCUUAUGUCAAACACCCCCAAACUGCCAUGUUUCUGUUUUGCUGUAUAUAUAUGUGAUAUUUAUUUUUUCAUCAAUGAGAUGAGUAAAAUGUCUUAGGAA
Musa acuminata subsp. malaccensis (wild Malaysian banana) is the source of this 7644-nucleotide messenger RNA. Its product is annotated as mediator of RNA polymerase II transcription subunit 12. NCBI's taxonomy places the organism in Eukaryota, Viridiplantae, Streptophyta, Magnoliopsida, Zingiberales, Musaceae. Gene Ontology annotation, cellular component: mediator complex. Gene Ontology annotation, molecular function: transcription coregulator activity. Gene Ontology annotation, biological process: regulation of transcription by RNA polymerase II. The record is from RefSeq and is a predicted model, not a curated record.